This is a messenger RNA of Paralichthys olivaceus (Japanese flounder), 642 nucleotides long. Its product is annotated as serum amyloid P-component-like. The record is from RefSeq and is a predicted model, not a curated record. Lineage: Eukaryota; Metazoa; Chordata; Actinopteri; Pleuronectiformes; Paralichthyidae.
AUGAAAUACUUUCUUCACCAAGAUCUGUCGGGUAAAGUGUUCGUCUUCUCCAAGGAGAGCAACAGUGAUCACGUCAAACUCCUCACAGAUCAAACCACGUUCAGUUCUGUGACCGUCUGUCUCAGAUUCCUCACAGAUCUCAAAAGGAACUACGGCCUCUUCUCUUUGUCUACUCCAACACACCUCAAUGACUUUGUGCUCUUUAAGAUCGAUUCAGAGGAUGUGAUCAGGAUACAUGCCCGGGACGGCGCAACAGACUUCCUGUCGCUGUCAUUUCCUCCAAACACGUGGCCCUCCAUGUGUUCCACCUAGCAGUCUGACAAUGGCUUGGCUCAGCUGUGGGUGGACGGCCUGCCAACCAUCAAGAGAUACAUCAAAUCUGGACAGUCCAUCACAGGAGAGCCCAUCACAGGAGAGCCCAUCACCAUCCUGGGUCAAGAACAGGACAGCUAUGACGGGGGCUUUGAUGCAAAUCAGUCUUUUGUUGGUAUGAUUUCAAAACUCCACAUGUGGAACCACGUCCUUACUAACUACUAUAUGAGAGGCAGUCACUUCACCCCAGGCAUGUGUUCAACUGGGGGGUCUCUGGAUUAUGAAAUCUCAGGGCAGGUUUAUGUGGAAGAUGACCAACAUAAUAUGUAA